Messenger RNA from Babjeviella inositovora NRRL Y-12698, 840 nucleotides. RefSeq names its product peptidylprolyl isomerase (gene ESS1). NCBI's taxonomy places the organism in Eukaryota, Fungi, Ascomycota, Pichiomycetes, Serinales. Gene Ontology annotation, cellular component: cytosol; nucleus. The transcript is spliced from 2 exons. Gene Ontology annotation, molecular function: protein binding; peptidyl-prolyl cis-trans isomerase activity. The record is from RefSeq and is a predicted model, not a curated record. Bases 54 to 557 code for a protein of 167 amino acids.
CAUACGGACUUCUUCCACCUUACAAAGCAUUAAAAACACAACUUGCAUAUAUAAUGUCUACCGGAUUACCCUCAGGCUGGAGUAUCCGUACUUCCCGUACCCACAACCAAGAAUACUACUACAACGAUGAAACCAAGGAAUCGUCCUGGGAAGCUCCUUCUGGUACAGAUAUUGUGCAAUUGAAGGCCUACUUGCUGGCCACCUACGCCACACCCCCAGACAAGGUCAGAUGCAAUCACUUGCUAAUCAAGUACGCUGGCUCCCGUAGACCUUCGUCGUGGAAGGAGGAAAACAUCACUAGAACCCGUGAGGAGGCCAUCAAGAUCUUGAGGGACUGGCAAGCGAAGUUGAAGAGGGGUGAGGCCAAGUCCUUGAGCGAAAUUGCCCAGACCGAAAGUGACUGUUCUUCCCACAGCCAGGGUGGCGACUUGGGUGCGUUUGGCAAAGGCCAGAUGCAACCGUCCUUUGAGAAGGCGGCCUUCAAGUUGAACGUAGGAGAUAUCAGUGACAUUGUGGAAAGCGACAGUGGUUUCCAUUUGAUCGAGAGAGUUGCCUAGACAGGACUACCGCACUGAGCCUUCUUUCCUCCUCCCGCGCUAGUAUCGCUCAUCUUAGUGGAUAUGAACGUUUUUGUGACAUAAGUGUUUAAACGAUAUAGGGAUGGGUGAUUUGUUUGUAAAAUCUGGACUGCUGAAGGUCAGAACUCCUUCUCAGACUUGGAAAUUAGGCUGUAUUGAAUCCUUUAAUAGGGUAAAUGUAUGGUAUUGUAUAGUGUAAAUGUAUGAUAUUGUGCAUUAGAUGCAAAUCAAAAAAAAAUGGGGUAUACAUGUCAAAACUAAG